Messenger RNA from Pogona vitticeps (central bearded dragon), 2934 nucleotides. It is a transcript of the gene GPAT2, whose product is annotated as glycerol-3-phosphate acyltransferase 2, mitochondrial. NCBI's taxonomy places the organism in Eukaryota, Metazoa, Chordata, Lepidosauria, Squamata, Agamidae. Gene Ontology annotation, cellular component: mitochondrial membrane. Gene Ontology annotation, molecular function: glycerol-3-phosphate O-acyltransferase activity. The record is from RefSeq and is a predicted model, not a curated record. Gene Ontology annotation, biological process: phospholipid biosynthetic process; fatty acid metabolic process; piRNA processing.
CGUUCGCACACCUUCGUCCCCCACCCGACCCCGAGGAAGAGGGUUGGGUUUCUGCAACCCGCGUUGCUUCAGGGCGGAGUCGGGCUCGCCGCCUCUUCUAGGGGGCGCCUCCGCCCGAGUUCCGGCCGCUGUGCUUCUCCCCGGGCCGGGGAGUCUCUCCAGAAAGUCUUGCCUUCCCACUUGUUGAGGAACCCAGAAGGGAACUUGCAACUGGUUUUGACCAAUGGCUCUGGUAGACAAAGGGUCACCUGGAUACACCCUUCAGAGUCAAGAGAAGUGGCAGCAUCCGAAACAGAUGAAAUCCUGGCCUUCAGAUUUGGGGCUGAAGAUGGAAAUUGUCAUACCCUUUUUGGGCAAAUGCCGUCCGUUUGUUGGGCGCUGCUGCCAGCGAUGCACUCCAAAGAGCUGGGAAUCCCUCUUCCAGAAACACCUUACUUCACUGGGAUUUUGCAGUGUGAUAAAGAUAACAGAAGAAAACACCAGGUACAGAGGUUGGCUAGUGAGGAGGCUCUGCUAUUUUCUCGCCGUGAACGACUGGACGUUUUGCGCUGAGACCACUGGUGAUCUCCAGGAAAGGAUCUUCCACAGUGAGCGAGUGCAAGAUGUUGUGUCUAAGAAGGCGCAUCAGGGCAAAGAGGAUACGCCAGCAGCUAGCCUAUCUGUGGCACAAUGGAUGAGAGAAGUCCACCAGAUCCUUCUCCAGAUACAGGCUUCUCUCUCUCCUCUUCUACUGAGGUUUUGCCAUUGGGUUCUGCUAAAACUCCUCAAUCAGAUGUUCCUCAGCGUGAUCGUACAUAAAGGGCAACUGGAGAUGGUGCGCCAGGCUGCGCAGAUGCCUGAUGUUCCAGUGGUUUUUCUGUCAAUCCGUAAAUCUCAACUGGACGGGCUUUUGCUUCAGCUUGUCCUGGGCUCCCAGGGCAUCGCCAUGCCCAGAGUGGCUUGGGAAUCCAAAGCCUUCGCGCCAACAUAUAGGGCCCUGCUGAGGCGCUUAGGAGGUGUAUUUCUGCCUGAAGGAGUGGAACAGCCGCAGGACAGCCAAGAAGGUGCCCUUUCUAGAGCUGUCGUCGCUUCAUAUGUCGAGGACCUGCUUCGGCGCCGACAGCCCUUGCUCGUUUUCCUGGAAGAGCUGUGCGCUGGGGUGCCGCAGCGCUCUGCCUCUGGCCUGGAAUGGCUGAGCUUGGUCGUCCGUGCUUUCAACGCCGGCGCCGCCCCGGAUGUCAUGAUGGUGCCGGUCGGGAUCUCGUAUGAUCUCGCUCCCAAUGUGCUUUGCAGGGGGCAAGGGAACCCCGCCAAGCCCCUUGGUCUCUGGACCUCCCUCUGGGCCCUCUGCCAAGCUGUCCGCCAAGGGUCCGGCUGCUGCGUCCGGGUUGAUUUCGCUCAGCCUGCUUCUUUGCAGGAGUAUGUAGUCACCGACUUCUACCGGAAGAGCAGCUCGGGAGGGUCCGCUGAGGAGUUCCUUUUACCCCAGAUUUGUGGCCAAUGCUCUAGCACACUGGAUCGCGAGAAAAGCCAACCCAGGUUGCCAGGAUCGCCAGGCGUCGUCGCACUAAGCUCAGAGCAACAGGCGGUGGUGGACAAUCUGAGCCUGCACUCCGUGAUAGCCGGCGUGUCCUGCUCUGCCAUCAUGGCUGCGGAGAUCAUGGCUGCCCUUCUGUUGCACAAGCACCGGGAGGGAGUCUUCCUUUCCCGGCUGAUCCAGGACUUUGCUUGGCUGACCGAAGAGCUGCUGCUGCGGAACUACGACGCGGGGUUUUCCGGCCGGGUGCGCGACGUGGUGCUGCACAGCCUCUUCCUGCUGCGGCGCUGCGUCUCCCUCUACCGCCUCUCGUUGGGGGACGUUCUGGUGGCUCCCAAGAGGACGGAGGCGGCCGUGAGGGAGCUGAGCCAGCGCAGCACGGCCCUCCUCCCGGUUUUCAUCCAGGAAGCCGUGGGAGCCUGCGCGGUGAAUGCCCUUCUGGUGGAGAUCCUGCCCUACCUGGGAAGCCCCGAGCAGCUCCAGGAUGUCAUCUUGGUCCAACAUGAGCUGUACGACAAGGUCUCCUUGUUAGCCAAGCUGCUGCCGAGAGAUCUCCUCCUCUGUCCGCCUUGCCAGUCUCUGUAUUCCUACAGCCAAGUUGCGGUGGACAAGCUGAUCCAGUGCGGUUUGUUGGUGGUUGAAGAGGCGCCCAGCGACCUCUUGCCCUGCGAUGCGGCCCCAAAGCGCUUCUCCGAGAAGCUGCUGUGGAAGGCGAUCGACGACGUUGCCGACGAUGACUUUGAGGAACAGGAAGGAAAGCAGCACUUCAAAGUCAGCCAUCUGGACAACUGCCCAGCCCUGUUUGCCUUCCUCGGCCACCUCCUGAGCCCCCUCCUGAAGACGCUGGAGAGAGCAGCUUCCUUCCUCGGCAAGCUGGGGUUCCCUCAACCAGAGUCCCAGAGCAUGGAGAGGCUCCACCAGUUCUUGGCAAGGAAGGCGGAAGAGGACGGUUCCUUUGAAUGCGCCAACCGGGCUCUGAUUGCCGUCUCACUCCGCAUCUACAAGGAGCUGGGGGUGCUGAGAGAAGCUGCAGGGCAAACCGAGCCGGUUCUCCACCUGUCGGACACCUUCGCGACCAAAGAGAACCGAGAGAAACUGGAGAGAUUCGUCAGUCAGUUUAUCUACAUCUAGACUAGCGGGAUCGCAGUCAAAACUUCCAUCCUUCUCCCUUUACUGUUUUCUUGUUAAGGGUGCAACCUUUGCAAAUCCCCGCAGUUGGGAAAUUAAAAGAGUUAGCGUUGAGUUCUGGCAGGUGAAGAUAAUUCAUUAGCAUGCCGCUGUUAGCAGUGUGUUUGCAUUAUUUAGUUUUGUACUUGCUUCUCUCGUUUACUUGCUUUUCUCCUUUCUGUCCCACUUGGGAAGCCUUUCAUGCCGAGAACGUGCAGUUUGUGCAAACUAGCAAAUAAUAAAAAAUGUUG